Messenger RNA from Nerophis lumbriciformis (worm pipefish), 2994 nucleotides. RefSeq lists its product as uncharacterized. NCBI's taxonomy places the organism in Eukaryota, Metazoa, Chordata, Actinopteri, Syngnathiformes, Syngnathidae. The record is from RefSeq and is a predicted model, not a curated record.
AUGGAGGAGAACCCAGUAGAAUCUGAUGACGACGUCCAGAAGGCGCACAGGACCACACUUCUGUGGGAAAAGCGAAUUCAGCAAAGCAUUGUGGUGGACCUCAGCGAGGAUGAAAGCCUUCACCUCAGUGACCUGCAGGCUUCUUCUUUAGCUUUUCAUCUCACGCAGGAGAAGUGUGCAAGGUCAGAGGCCAGUGUCCAUCUCAAUGAAAGUGCUGAGCGAUCAGUUGUGGAUGAUACCUACUCAGGUUUCAGUGUUGUCAGGAGUGAGAACAUCCACUCAAACUUGCAAAGACACAACACCAUGCAAGAUGAGGAGACUAUGCACCAGGAGUAUGAAGACCCGGGGCAGAAUACCAGCGAUGAGGAUCAGGAGGACCUGCCAUAUGACGGAGAGCUGGGCAGUCCUUACUUCACCCGUAUGGUAAACGUGAUAUCUGAUGAAGGAAAAACUGUGCUUCAGUCACCUGAAAAUGUGGAGAAACAAGCAACUUUACCGCAAGAGGUUGCCAGUGAGGGAGCACCAACACACACCCGCCCUGCAGUUGACCUCAACCAGCUGUUGCUGCGCCAUUUGGUCCGGGAGGAUUUGCUGCCGAUCGAAGCGGAGACUCUACCAGAGGUGUCCCUGCUGGAGAGCGUAGAUGACCUUCUCUGCAGCGCCUCAACAUGCGUCAACACUGCGGCGCUGAGCAGUAUCUCUGAGAGAGAGAAGCUUUUAGAGGAGACGUAUCCUGACACCACCAGUCCUGACUGCAAAGUGUGUGAUGUUCUCACCAGGGAUGUCUCUCAUUUGCGCAGAAGGUCCUUCGGCGACAUCAAGUACGGCCAGGGUCAAGUCCAUUACCCGCUCCCUGACUUCUCCAAAGUAGCUCCUAAGGUGAAAAUCCCAAAGGCUUCCACUUGUGUUCCUCAAGUCCCCAGUCCUAUGAUCAGGACCCAGUCCUCCCCGGAGAUGUUAGAUGUGAUCAGCAGAGUCCUGGAGGAUUCAGGCCAGCCAUCAGAGAAUCCUCAACUCUUUAAAGACACACAUCAGCAGACUGGUCCUGCACCGGGGCAUCACCUGCAGGCUGAUUAUGAUAAAUUACUGGCCAAAUAUGGCCAGGCUGAAAAUCUCAUAGACAGAAUGAGGCUGGGAAGCAAACCCUCUUCAGACAUUUGCAUUGAGAAUGAGGAGAGCGAUACAGCAAACCUAAAGGAAGGAAGCCAUGUUGGACCUGUAGCGUCUCACAUUCCAACACCAGUUGAAAAUCAGGUGAUUACGUCCGAUGAGGCCAGUGAUGCUGAAAAAAUGGCCGCUGAGCUGAGAGACAUUAUCAGCCAGUUCAUGCAGACGGUGGAUGACUUCAAGCAGAGAGUGAGCAACAGGUCGCUCUGCACAAAAGAGCAGCAAACGAUGUUGAGGAGCUUGACGGAUGCCCAAGACCAGUUGGAAAGAAAAUACAUGAGCAAGAAGGAGGAGCACAGAUCUCUGGAGAUGCAGAAUAAUCUGGGCCUGAGCAGAAAUAUUGGAUCCUUCGACCCAAACAGGCUGGUCGAGGGAGAUAUUUUCAGGGUGGGCAUGUACCUCGAGGACAUAAAGGAAAUGAUCGACAAAAACAUGUGCGAGCAGAUCAUCCCUCCCCUCUUAUUAUCUACUCCAAAGGCAGUGACCAUGACGACCACGCCUCCAUCGCCACUACAUGAGGCAGAGCUUUCUGUUUUCCCUGUGGAAGGGCACCCAGAAGCUGAAGGUGAAGCUGAGAGAAAAGCAGGGCUAGGUAGCAGUCAGCAAUGGACACCUGGAAGUGUUCACAGUGAUGGACUUAGUGCCUCAGACAGCGAAGGCUCCUCCCUUAACCUGCAGACAACCAUCCAUCCAUCAGAUGCGAACAGCUGGCAGCGGACUAGCGUCAAUUCACCGGUCCGAACAGAUGCGGUGGAUCUAUGGGUGCAAAGUACCACUAAAGACUCAGUCAAACUGCUGGGCUCUGAUACAAGUCAUCACUACGCCUCUGAAGCUAUGAAUGGAGAACCGAACAAACAGCACCAGUGCUCCUGUGAUGGUGUGGUUAUCCAAGCUUUGCAGGAAGAUGUAAGAGAGCUGAAGAAGAAUCUAGAAGGUCUGGCACAGAAGAUGGAUUACCUGGCCUUUAAAUACAGGCAGGAGCGUAGGUCCAAUUCUAAACCAAGGACCUACCAGAAGCUGUCUAGAUGGCAGCAAACGAGUCAGUUAAGACGGGAAGACUGGAUUUCAACAGAUAUGGACCCAAGCAACAGCAAAGGAACGGACAGUAGUUGCACAUCCCGCUCUGAGAUGACGCUGCGCUUAUACUAUCCACCUGCGGGAGGCGAUAGAGUCAAUUCAGUUUCAGGACAAUUGCAGGAGAAGCUGCAAACCAAUGAUGGAGUAUCAGAUGGAAGCACCUUUGGUCUUAUGGAAUCUUGUUCGAAGAGAGAAAGAGACAAUCCUUCCAAACAGAGGACACAGAAGGCCAACUUGGAAAGAUGGUCUCCGUCCACCCAAAGAGCAUUUCUCCAGGUCGGCAAUGCUUCCUCCUGCAGUCUACCUGCCAGCUACAAAGUGACGGAACCUCCGGUUUAUUCCUUGUCUCGACCCCGGAAGCGUUCCACCCAGUCGGACACGGCCCUCCUACCCAGCAAUAUGUACUUUCAGCAGACACUGUCAAGGCCUGACAACAGACAAACCGGAAGAAAGGAGGGCAUCAACGCCACUUUGUGCCACGCUCUCGAGGAAGCUCGCAACCUGAAUAAGAAAGCAGACCACAUGUUCAGGAGACUAACAGAAGACCUGGUCCAAGUUCAACUCUUGUCGCAGGAGUGUGUGCAACAUUCAGCCAGUAGGAGGCAGGACACGACUCAUCACGGAAAACAGAGCAGCUGGACCAGCAGAAACUAGUCUUCUGAGAAGCUGCGUAAUUGUAACUUAUUUAAUGACGAGUAUUCAUAGCUGUUCUGCUUUCUAAUAAAAAUAACUAAACCAGUUAAUAUACAU